UCUCGUAUCCAAUUGAAGAAUCUCUCACCGAGUGGAUGUGUUAAGAGUUGAGUUUUGUGCGUGUAAAUGGAUUACAGAUGUGUUAAAUGCGGGUUUCGGAUCAAAACUCUGUUCGUGCAAUAUUCUCCUGGAAACAUUCGACUCAUGAAAUGUGAGAACUGCAGAGCAGUUGCUGACGAAUACAUUGAAUGUGAAAUCAUGAUUCUUUUGAUUGAUUUGAUUCUACACAAGCCACAAGCUUAUAGGCAUCUUCUCUAUAAUGUCAUCAAUCGCGAAACAGUGAAUCUUGAGGGUUUAUUAUGGAAGUCAACUAUUGGUUUUAUUCUUCUGGAUGCUUACAGAAGUCUGCUUUUGAGACGAAGCAAUGAAGAACAGUCCUCACCCAUGAAUUUUUCUUCUUUAGUUUGGCUAUGUCGAAAGAUGUUGAAGGAUGUUGUGUUUGGAAACAUAAUGUUUCUUUGUGUUUUUCUUCUUGCGUCAAGAUUUUGCCUAAAUACAUCAGCUGGAGUUUCCAGGUUCAAAGACUUUCUUCUUGCAAUCCUUAUUUCCAGUUACUUUAAGAUUUUUCUUGUUGCGAUGAUGAUUUGGAGAUUCCCAUCUUCUGUGAUAUUCAUUAUUGAUUUGCUGGUUUUAUCAUCCAAUAUAGUGGCUUUAAAAGUGAUCACGAAGUCAGCUAUGAACAAAAUUGUAGGGGCCUGCUUUGUUGCACAUGCUGUAAAGUUCUUUGUUAUUCAAGGGCUCAAGUUAACAUCUUUUAGAUAAUGUAGACAUUUUUAAUCGUCUGAUUGCCUCGAUAUAUUUAAACAGAGCAUAUGAUGUUGCGCUUUAUGUAAAAUUUAGUUAAGAUUAUCCUGCACUGCAAUGGCUCCGAAUCAUGUUGAAGACAUAAGGU
Molecule: messenger RNA, 892 nt
Organism: Pistacia vera
Lineage: Eukaryota; Viridiplantae; Streptophyta; Magnoliopsida; Sapindales; Anacardiaceae
Product: protein ARV 1-like
Exons: 9
Coding region: 67-762 (231 amino acids)
Biological process (GO): regulation of plasma membrane sterol distribution; sphingolipid metabolic process; intracellular sterol transport
Cellular component (GO): cortical endoplasmic reticulum; Golgi apparatus
Source: RefSeq, a predicted model, not a curated record